Molecule: messenger RNA, 4424 nt
Organism: Pectinophora gossypiella (pink bollworm)
Lineage: Eukaryota; Metazoa; Arthropoda; Insecta; Lepidoptera; Gelechiidae
Product: ATP-binding cassette subfamily C member 4-like
Exons: 25
Coding region: 168-4247 (1359 amino acids)
Biological process (GO): transmembrane transport
Cellular component (GO): membrane
Molecular function (GO): ABC-type transporter activity; ATP binding; ATP hydrolysis activity
Source: RefSeq, a predicted model, not a curated record
UAUUAGACUCAGUCUGAAAGUGACGAACGUAGGUAUCAGUGUAGCGCGCGGCUACGCACGCGCUUGUACGGCUCGAUGGAAAAUGUAAAUAACUAUAUAUAUUAAUAAAAUAAAAAAAUAGUGUAGAAAAAAAUAUUCAUAAAAUAUAGUGAAACAAAAAUAUAAAGAUGACGACACAAAAAAGUACAAGCAAGCAGAGGUUGCCUUCUGAGAAGAAAGUGCCGAAUUUGUUUUCUCGCCUGUGGUUUUGUUGGAUGUUUCCAAUGUUCUACAAUGGCAACCGACGGGACCUCGACGAGUACGACUUGCAGCCGGCCAGGAAUAUGUAUGACUCUAAAUCCGCCGGGGACAAGUUGGAACGAAACUGGCUGGCGGAAGAACGCGAUGCCAAGGCAUCAGGGCGGAAGCCUUCGUUCACGAUGGUACUGGUGCGGACAUUCGGCUGGUCUUUCGUGCCUGGUGGACUUAUGCAGCUUCUUAACGUCAUUUUAAGGACCUUAUCGCCGCUUCUCUUCGCGCAGUUGUUGAGCUUUUGGUCAGCGGACUCGACGAUGGACCGCACCACAGCUACCUACUUUGGCCUCAGUAUGAUCGUUACCAACUGGUUCGCCGCCUUCUUCAACCAUCACGGCAACCUCUUUUGCCAGCAGUUCGGAAUGAAGCUCAGGAUUGCCACAAGUUCUCUCAUGUUUCGAAAGAUAAUGCGGAUGAACAACGGUUCCCUCGGCGAGACGACUGCGGGGAAGGUAGUGAACAUCUUAUCAAACGACUUGCAGCGGUUCGACCUGGCGUUCCUGUUCAUGCAUUACAUCUGGAUCAUCCCCAUACAGAUGAUCGCUGUCUGCUACCUGGGGUUCAUGCAGGCUGGAUACGCCGCCUUGAUUGGCAUUGUUGCCUUGAUCCUCAUCGCUCUACCUAUACAAGGUGUUCUCGGUCGAGUUUCGGGCAAAGUGCGUUUCCGCGUCGCUGAGAAAACAGAUGACAGAAUCAAAGUUAUGAGUGAAGUUAUCAACGGAAUACAAGUGAUCAAAAUGUACGCGUGGGAGAUACCCUUCCAAAAGGUUGUGGGCGAGAAGCGGCUGGCGGAGCUGCGGUGGGUGAACACGGCAACAAUCCUGCGCACAGUGUUCCUUGGGUUCAUGGUGUUCACCGAGAGGACCGCCCUCUUUAUUGCCAUUCUCACCUACGUACUGCUCGGCAAUUCCAUGUCGGCCAACAUUAUCUAUCCACUCCAGCAGUUCAUGAACGCAGCUCAGAUAAACAUAACUCUGAUACUGCCGCUGGUGAUCUCUUUCACUUCAGAGUUGUUCGUCUCCUUGCGAAGAGUUCAGGAGUUCCUUAUAUUAGAUGACCGUCCCGACUUACUGUCUUCGUGGGCGUUUGAUACCAACCUCUUCCGCAACAUGUCGAGCUUCAGAGCGAAAGAGAAGGCGUCCAUCAGACCACUCUCCUACCAGCCGAAGACUGACACAUACCUUAGUAAUGGAACACCAGAAAUUGACGUUAAAAAUAGAAGAGAAAAGUUCACCCGAAGCUUGUCCUUCCCUGGCGAAGUGGCUGUGGAACUUCAGAACAUUACAGCCAGUUGGACCAAUGACCCAAAUUUCUUGGCGCUGAAGAAUCUUUCGCUCAGAAUACGGAAAGGAAGACUCUGCGCCGUCAUCGGUGCGGUUGGUUCUGGCAAGUCUUCGCUGCUGCAACUGCUGCUGAAGGAGUUACCAGCGAUGUCGGGAUCAGUAUCCGUUCAUGGGAAGGUCUCGUACGCCUGUCAGGAAGCAUGGCUGUUCCCCAGCACUGUUCGAGAAAACAUACUAUUUGGUCAGCCAUAUGACGCCGAAAAAUACAAAAAGGUGUGUCGCACGUGUGCGCUGGAGAAGGAUUUCAAGCAGUUCCCCUACGGUGACCAGACGCUGGUUGGGGAGCGGGGGGUGUCCCUAUCAGGGGGCCAGCGAGCCAGAAUCAAUUUAGCCCGCGCCGUCUACAGAGAGGCAGAUAUAUAUCUUCUGGACGACCCGCUGUCGGCCGUGGACGCGAACGUAGGCCGGCAGCUGUUCGAGGGCUGCAUCAACGGAUACCUGCGCUCGCACACCAGGAUCCUCGUCACGCAUCAGAUUCACUUCCUCAAGGCCGCCGAUUACAUCAUCGUACUCAAUGAGGGCGGAGUGGAGAAUAUGGGCACCUUCGAUGAGCUCGUAUCAACAGGAAAAGAAUUCGCUACGAUGCUGGCUGCUUUGCAAGAAGGCAAGGAUAAGGACAGCGACAGCUUAAGCUCGGCUGGUAGUACAGACUCCAAAGACAAAAAAGUUCUUACGAGGACAAAAUCUGUGAGUGAAAGCGAGAAGGAGCCAGAGUUUGAGGCUCAGAAGAUGAAGGCAGAGGAGCGUCAGUCAGGCAACCUUCGCUGGGCGGUGGUGUCAGCGUACUUCAGGAGCGGAGGCAACUGGUGCUUCGUCCUGUUCACCAUGUUCAUGGUCCUCAUAGCUGCUGCAAGCGCCGCUGGAGCUGACUUCUGGGUCAGCUACUGGUCUAACCGAAUGGCGGAAUAUGAAGAAGCCAUGGCUGGAGAACCAAUAGACCCCGGUCUGGACGUAGUGGUGGGUAUGUUCACGACGGGUCAGUACCUCAUCAUCCACGGGUGCAUCGUCCUCUCGUGUAUUCUGCUGACGCAGCUGCGAGCCAUCCCCUUCGUCAACCUCUGCGUCACCGCCUCCAACAACCUCCAUAACAGCAUGUUCUCCAACAUGCUUAGAGGAAUCAUGAGGUUCUUCGAUACCAGCUCUUCAGGUCGCAUCCUAAAUCGUUUCACCAAAGACAUGGGCGCUCUAGAUGAGAUUCUUCCGAGGACUUUACUCGACGUCCUGCAGAUUUAUAGCACUUUAGUCGCCAUAUUGGUUCUAAAUGCACUCUCUCUCUACUUUACAUUGAUUCCUUCAGCCGUACUACUGAUACUCUUCUUCCUGUUCGUCAAAGUUUAUCUUAAGAUGGCUCAAGCUAUUAAACGUCUCGAAGGCACAACGAAAAGUCCAGUGUUCGGCAUGGUGACGUCGUCUCUCAACGGUAUGGCGACUAUAAGGUCGUGCGGUGCGCAGGACAGACUGAUUAGCGAGUUCGAUACUCAUCAGAAUCUACAUACAUCAGCGUGGAACGGAUACUUAUGCGGCGGGGCCACAUUCGCUCUCUAUCUGGACACCAUGUGUCUUAUCUAUCUCGGAACUAUCAUCUUCGUCUUCCUGUACCUUGACUUUGGUAACCUGGUGGCAGUGGGCAGCGUGGGGCUGGCAGUGACACAGAGCAACACACUGACUGCCAUGUUGCAGCACGGAGCGCGUAUGCUCGUCGAGUUCAUCGCACAGCUCACCAGCGUCGAGCGAGUGCUCGAGUACACCAACAUUGAGAACGAACCUAACCUCUUUGAAGGACAAAUAUCUACCCCGCCGACUUGGCCAUCGGAGGGCAGGAUAGUAUUCCAAGAUGUGAACAUGCGGUAUGCUCCUGAGGAGCCCCCUGUGCUGAAAAACUUGAACUUGACCUUCGACAGUGGGUGGAAGGUAGGUAUCGUCGGCCGGACUGGCGCUGGCAAAUCUUCUCUCAUCUCUGCCAUGUUCCGGUUUGCGUACAUCGAAGGGAAAAUAUGUAUAGAUGGAAUAGAUACUAGUCUUGUAUCCAGACAGGGUCUACGCUCGAAAAUUUCAAUAAUCCCUCAAGAGCCUGUCUUAUUCUCAGCUACAAUUAGAUAUAAUUUAGAUCCAUUUAAUAUCUACAGUGACGACGAUCUAUGGAGAGCGCUCGAACAGGUUGACAUGAAGUCAGCGGUUCCUUCCUUAGACUUUAAAGUGACAGAGGGUGGUUCCAACUUCUCCGUUGGCCAAAGACAGCUUAUGUGCUUAGCACGAGCUGUGCUCAGGUCAAAUAAGAUCUUGAUAAUGGAUGAAGCUACUGCUAACGUCGACCCUGCGACGGACAACUUCAUCCAGCAGACGAUUCGACGGCAGUUCGCGUCGUGCACCGUGCUCACUAUUGCUCACCGGCUCAACACCAUCAUGGACUCAGACCGCGUGCUGGUGAUGAGCAGCGGGCAGGUGGCGGAGUUCGAUCACCCCUACAUCCUGCUCUCAGACCCCAACAGCGCCUUCUCCUCCAUGUUGCGCGAGACAGGCGAGAAGAACGCCGCUACACUCAUCAACGUUGCCAAAGAUGCUUAUUUCAAAAGUAACCUGAAAGAACACGGAGAAAGAAUUGAUCGUUGAAGAUGAAGUAAAGUUUUGUGGAUUAACUGUACAAAUCGAAUCAUGUGUGCUUAGAUCACAGUGAUUGAUCAUCCAAAUAUAGAUAAAUAGAGUAGGGACCUAGGACAAUUAAUAAUGUACAUUGGUGAAAUUUGUAUUUAUAAUUUCCGAUUAAGUAUAAAAUUUUAUAUGAAAAUA